CUUCUCCUCAUCUCUCACAUAAAUCCCCUACUUCACCAAGCCGCGAUUCCAUCCGUUUAAGAUAAACGUCUCCCAGCUUCUCGUUGCAACACACAUCUUUCUCUCCACGGAACAAUCGCUUUAAUACAAUCGCAAGAUGUCGGGCUUCGCCGGAUCCCCCCCACCUCCGCAAGGAAACUACUACCCCCCACCCCCCGAAAAGGCGCAAUACGGCCAGCAGCAACAGCAAUACCCACCGCCGCCUGGCACGCCAGUCCAUCAGCAGCCACAGCAAGGCUACUAUCCUCCCCCACCUCAGCAGCCACAGUCCCCCCAACAGGGCCAAUACCCGCCACCUCCACAGCCGCAGCAAGGCCAGUAUCCUCCGCCCCCCAACACAGGCGCCGCACCGAUCUCCCACCCUCCGUCGAUUACGAAAACCGCCUUUGACCCCUCGCACUCCGCCAUUCCUCCACCAGCACCGCAACAGACGCCCGCGCAGGGAAACAACACGGUCACGGACACAAUCGGCAGCUUUAACGGCGGCAGCUACCGCAUCGACCACCGAGACACCAACACGCUUCUCACACUCCAGCUCGCCCACGGAUGUCCCAUCCAGGCCAAGCCCGGCGCGAUGGUGGCCAUGUCGCCCUCAGUCACGCUCAAGGGCCAGGUGAAAUUCUCGUUCAAAAAGCUCAUCGCCGGGGGUGAUUUCGCGCAGUCGACCUACACUGGCCCGGGAGAGCUGCUGCUCGCCCCAGCGGCGCUGGGCGAUAUCGUUCCGAUCAGACUCGACGGCCAGCAGACGUGGAAUGUGGGCCGUGACGCGUUUCUGGCAUGCACCCAGGGCGUACAGAAGGACUACAAGACUCAGGGACUGGGCAAGGCCAUGUUCUCGGGCGAGGGGCUGUUCGUCUACAAGAUCUUCGGGCAGGGAGUCCUAUUCGUCACCUCGCUCGGCGCAAUCAUCCAGAAAAAUAUGGCACCAGGAGAACAGUACAUCGUCGACAACGAGCACCUCGUCGCGUGGAACUCGAAGUACACCAUCGAGCGUAUCGCCAGUGGAGGCGUGCUCUCGGGCAUGGCGUCUGCUGAGGGCCUGGUGUGUAGGUUUACGGGCCCGGGAACCGUCUUCAUCCAGACCAGGAAUCCGACCGCGUUUGGCGCCUGGAUGGCGACGCAUAUGACCGCGCAGUGACGGUGAUAGUGAGGGCGAAGGGGAGUGAUUGAUAUGAUACGAUGUGAUGUGAUGAUGAUACCUUGGUUUGGUCUUUUGUAAGCGGGGGGGUUGGAGAAUGCGUACUGCAGGGCGAGGGGGGGCGAGGGGGCUGGCACUAUCAUUAAAAUGGUCAUAGCCGUGUGUAUUCUUAAUCAUGGCCUGUCAACUCCAACUCUUGGAACUUUUGAACUCUUAUAGUCACCUACAUCACCCGUAAGUGAAGUAGGGUGGCUGCAUGCAGUGAAUGAGGAAACUGAUGUCAAGUACAAAUAUUGAUAUUCACGAC
Molecule: messenger RNA, 1484 nt
Organism: Tricharina praecox
Lineage: Eukaryota; Fungi; Ascomycota; Pezizomycetes; Pezizales; Pyronemataceae
Product: tryptophan RNA-binding attenuator protein-like domain-containing protein
Exons: 4
Coding region: 137-1177 (346 amino acids)
Source: RefSeq, a predicted model, not a curated record